UAAAUGAAGUAUUAACAUUCGCUUCUAUCGAUAGGGUUGCUACCAUACUGCAAGAAACCCUCACAAUGAUUCAACUCGCGCGUUGGAUCUUGGCGUUCCCUCGCAGUUGAUUAGUUAACACUAUGCGUGUUUUGGAGGUAAAACUCAACAAAGAGAGAGAUCUUUAACGAUUUCCUUAAUAAUAUAGAUUUAAUUACAAAGCCGGGGCCAUGGUAUAAGUAAUGGAUGUUAAAGAACUUUAAUAAUCCAUUUUAGAUGUGAAAGUCGUGAAAGAAAGCGUCGUUGUCUUUCAUAUAGGAUAAAGAGAGAGAAAAAAAUCUUGAAUGUGUGGAUUAAGUUUAUUUGAUUUUCCGUGAAGGGGAUCCAUAUUAAUGACCGAUGUCAGUACUGUGAUGACGUCAUGGAUAUUUGGGACCUGACAUUCUUCGCUGCGACCAUGUUUUGGUCAUGUAACAUAGUGUCAGCAUCACAUCAUGAUUAUACAGAACCUGUAAAAACUGACAAAGGUAGCAUUGUGGGUCUAAGACAACGUAUAAAGGGAUUUACUUUAGAUUCCUUCUAUGGUAUUCCCUUUGCCAAACCUCCUGUAGGAAAAUAUCGUUUCAAACAUCCUCAGCCUCCAGAUCCCUGGAAGGAAAUAAAAAAGACAGUUGAUCUUCCUCCGGCAUGUAUGCAAGUGUAUGACAAUACUUUCCCAAAUUUUACGGGAGCCGAAAUGUGGAACCCUAAUACCCCAGUGAAAGAAGACUGCUUAUAUCUUAAUGUGUGGGUUCCUAAAACGACAGAGUCCAAAAAUAAGUCUGUGAUGGUAUGGAUUUAUGGUGGUUCAUUCAGUUUUGGAUCUAUAUCGUUAGACGUUUAUAAUGGAAAAUAUUUAGCUGUAGAAAGUGACGUCAUCGUUGUAUCUAUGCAAUAUCGAAUUGGGUCUCUGGGUUUCUUUGUUGGUUCAAGUCCAGAGGCUCCCGGAAACUGUGGAUUAUUUGACCAACUUUUGGCACUUGACUGGGUACAAAGGAACAUUCAUAAUUUUGGAGGAUCGCCUAAUGACGUAACGCUAUUCGGUGAAAGUUCAGGAGCUGCAUCUAUUGGUCUACAUCUUCUUUCCCCUCUGAGUCGUUCAAAAUUCCAAAGAGCAAUUUUACAAAGUGCGGGCCCAACAGCUCCUUGGGCAACUAUCACUCGCGAAAAAGCCAUAGAAAGAGGCAAAACGCUGGCUAAAGCAUUAAAAUGUGAAAAAGAUUCAGAAAUGGAAAUGUUAGAAUGUAUGAGAAAGAUAAAUGAAUCACAAUUUCCGCAAAAUGAUUUUAUACUGGAUGCUAACAUUCUCCAAUUUCCCUUUGUACCUAUUAUUGAUGGAGUGUUCCUGAUCGAAAACCCUGAAAUUUCAUUUAAAAAUGGAAAUUUCAAGCGUUGUCCAAUUCUUGCAGGGGCAAACACAAAUGAGGGAUCCUACUUUUUAGCAUACAGUUACGGAGGAGUUGUAUUCAAUAAAUCACAUAGUAGUCCAAUAGACAGAGACCAAUAUAAAAUAGAGAUGGAAAAACAGUUUAGGCACUUUCCACAACAUCCAACAAAAAUCAACAAUUUUGUUUUGGACGCAAUAAGAUUCCAAUAUACUCCAUGGAACGACCCCUUUGACAAAUUCCUCCUUCGGGAUGGGGUGGAAGCGGCGGUUGGGGACUUUAAUUUCGCAUGUUCCACUGUCGAUCUUGCUGGGGAGUACGCAGCAGCUGGGCUAAAUGUGUACUAUUACUUAUAUAACCAUCGCUCAUCGGUAAACCCCUGGGGUGAGUGGAUGGGAGUUAUGCAUGGGGAUGAAAUCAUGUUCAUCUUUGGACAACCCCUGGACAAUGAUUUUGAAUAUGAGACAAAGGAAAAAAGGCUGAGCAAGAAAAUGAUGAAGUAUUGGACAAAUUUCGCCAAAACUGGAAAUCCAAAUAAAGAACCAGGCGAGGACAAAGCCCUGGAUGACUGGCCAAUUCACACAUACAAAGGACGAGAAUAUAUAGUACUGGACACCAAAUUCCACGAACACAACAAAAAACCAACUAUAAAGAACGCAUUCAAAGUCAAAGACUGUGCAUUUUGGAGGGAAUAUGUUCCUACGCUGAUGCACACGACAGCAAACAUGUCCGACGUUGAACGAGAGUGGAAGUUAGAAUUUUACCAAUGGAAAACAAAUUAUAUGGUUCAAUGGCAGAGACAGUUUGAUGAGUUCGUCAGAAACUACGAAGAUCGCCUACAGUCGUGUAGUGCCCCUUAGAAAACGGGUUAAACGAUUAAAAGCAAAACAU
Saccostrea echinata is the source of this 2294-nucleotide messenger RNA. RefSeq names its product acetylcholinesterase-like. Bases 401 to 2263 code for a protein of 620 amino acids. The transcript has 4 exons. The record is from RefSeq and is a predicted model, not a curated record. Gene Ontology annotation, cellular component: plasma membrane. Gene Ontology annotation, biological process: choline metabolic process; acetylcholine catabolic process. Gene Ontology annotation, molecular function: acetylcholinesterase activity. NCBI's taxonomy places the organism in Eukaryota, Metazoa, Mollusca, Bivalvia, Ostreida, Ostreidae.